Molecule: messenger RNA, 1133 nt
Organism: Andrographis paniculata
Lineage: Eukaryota; Viridiplantae; Streptophyta; Magnoliopsida; Lamiales; Acanthaceae
Exons: 1
Coding region: 36-941 (301 amino acids)
Biological process (GO): root development; shoot system development
Source: RefSeq, a predicted model, not a curated record
UCCUUUUUCUCCACUCUGCACUGCACAUCCCAACAAUGGCGCCGAAAAUGGUCACCAGCUUCCGCCGAUCGCUUUCCUUCCCCAAUCCUCCGUCGCAAACUUCCGGCAAGCCUCCGAAGUCGCUCCACGUCAGAUCCGCCAGUCUCCCGUGCCGCACGCACCCGAUAAUUGCUCAGCUCCGCGACGAAAUCGCCGAGCUCAGCUCCUGGUCCGCCGCCGUAUCCGACGGCGGAAGGACCGCCGCCUGGAUCUGCGACGGCAUGCGGAGGCUUAAAACCGUUCACGAAUCGCUCGACGAUCUCCUCCACCUCCCUCAGACUCGCGAAUCUCUCCGCGGCGGCGACUGCUCCAGACUCAUCGAGAACCUUCUAGAAGACUUCCUCCGAUUCGUCGACGUGUACGGAACUUUCCAGACGCUCUUUAUAAAACUCAAGGAGGAGUUCUCCGCCGCGCAGAUCGCCGUCCGGCGGAAGGACAACUCCAUCGCCGUCGCGCAUUCGAAGAAUCUCACCAAAAUUUCGAAGGAAAUCGGCAAGCUCUCCUCCAACCUCCUCUCCAUCGGAAAAUUAACCGUCGCUUCCGCCGGCGCAUCCUUCGACGACGAGGUCGAGCUCAUAGAAGUCGUCAACGACGUGCUGAAGGUAACCGUCUCCGUCUCCGGCGCUCUUUUCAACGGCCUGUCAAACUCGCCGGCGUUCCGCCGGCCGUCGCCGAUCGGCCUGAGUUUCACAAAGACGGUGAAGAUCGAAGCCGGAAUUCGCGAAUUCCAGCAGAUAAAUCUGGAGAAUCUGAGAAAGAAAACGGAGGAGGAGAUCAAAAUCACGUCGAAACAGAUGCAUCGGACGGAGGAUCACAUGGUGGAGAUCGAAGGCUGCGCCGAAAGAGCCUACCGGAGUUUGAUCAACGCUAGGGUUUCGUUACUGAACGUACUUACGCAGUGAUUAAUACAAAGAACACGAUAAACAUACAUACACAGACAGACAGAUACAUACAUACAUACAUACAUACUCAUGCACACCGUGUACAUUUCGCUUUUUGGGUUGUACCUUCAAAGUUAUUCGCUAGUGAAAUGAAAAGAUACAUACGUAUUAAACCCAAACCAAAAUUAAGAAAAUACAAUUUCCAUUUCCACA